GGGGUGUGUGUGUGUCUCCAGACUCCUCUCCACGCCACGGCGAACGGCGGCUCACGCGGCCUCACCCCACUCGUCGUCUUCCCCUGUUCCCCCUCCUUCCCGCCGUCGUGGAGAGGAGGCCCCCGCGGCUGGCGCCCGCCGCUUCCCGACAGUUCGGCCCUCCAGCUUCCCCGGUUCGGAGGUAGCAGGGCCGGCUGCCGCGAUGUUCUCCAGGAUCUCCCGGCUAGGGGUGCGGCUCCUGCGCGAGGGUAGGGCCGAGACGAGAGCUGGAAACUUGCUCAGCAGUCGAGGCAGUUUGUAUCAAGAUCAUGUCAACCAGCAUUCGACUCCAGUUGUAACACCUACUUUACAAUCGUUGAGGAACGUCCUCUUUUCAACUGCAACAAGUGGUGAUCAGGAUGGAAGCGGUCAGGAGAAGGAGAAAAUCUCUGUAACAUUUGUCAACAAGGAUGGCUCAGAAAAGACGAUCAGUGUGCCCAUUGGAAUGUCCAUGUUAGAAGCUGCACAUGAAAAUGACAUAGAACUUGAAGGGGCAUGUGAAGGCUCACUUGCUUGUUCUACUUGUCAUGUAAUAGUUAUGGAUGUGAAUGAUUAUAACAAGUUAGAAGAACCAACAGAUGAAGAAAAUGAUAUGCUUGACCUUGCAUUUGGGCUCACAGAAACGUCGCGGCUUGGCUGCCAAGUGAUUGCGAAGCCUGAGCUUGAUGGCAUGCGGCUGGCAUUACCUGCAGCGACAAGGAACUUUGCGGUAGACGGCUAUGUACCGAAACCACACUGAAGAGACUGUCAUCUACGGGGACACGGAUUCUUACAGCAGAGUCAGUUUUGUCUUGGAGCUGCAAUCUGGUGCGUUAGAUGGAGCACCGGGUGGAGUCAUCUUCAAAGAAGCAAGACAUCUUCUGAGUUUGCACUUUGUUUUGUUUGGUGUUGCUUACACACCUCGUUCUCACACAAACUAGCUCGUUCAGGCUUAGACAGGGACCCGGAUCGACCAAGCAUCUGGUCUGAUCCCCUCCCAGAUUUUGUAACAUGUCUUGUGGGUCGCGACUUUGCUGUCCCGGCGGGUGAAUAAAGCAUGAGCCAAGCAUGAUUUUUUUUAAAAAAUUGUAGCCUACAGUCUGUAACUUAAAGAUAGCUUUGGACUUGCUUGUUGAGUGAGGAUUCGUUCGUUGAUGAGCUCCUCGGUUACUUGCAGAGACCAGUGUUGCUUCUGGUCGAAUAAACAUCUUCGUUCUGUA
Molecule: messenger RNA, 1238 nt
Organism: Panicum virgatum (switchgrass)
Lineage: Eukaryota; Viridiplantae; Streptophyta; Magnoliopsida; Poales; Poaceae
Product: 2Fe-2S ferredoxin-like
Exons: 8
Coding region: 203-778 (191 amino acids)
Biological process (GO): P450-containing electron transport chain
Cellular component (GO): mitochondrion
Molecular function (GO): 2 iron, 2 sulfur cluster binding
Source: RefSeq, a predicted model, not a curated record